This is a messenger RNA of Phaedon cochleariae (mustard beetle), 937 nucleotides long. Lineage: Eukaryota; Metazoa; Arthropoda; Insecta; Coleoptera; Chrysomelidae. The record is from the annotation of a GenBank genome assembly.
AAAUCGAACGAAAUUUGUUUCAAGAUGCGUACCCUCAUAUUUUUUAUUGCACUUUCCGCUAUUGCUUUAGCACAAGAUCUACCGGAAUUGCCGCCAUGGAAUGAUGUUCUCGCUGAAGGUUCAGGAGUUGAUGAACAAGGAGGAGGUGACACACUGCCUAGUGGUACAGACUCAUUUAUAGAGGAAAUCAAUGUCACAGACCCGGUUGUCGAGGAGAACAAUGAAGCAGUACAGUCUGACACUAUUGCAGAACAACCUAGCUUGCCUGAGGCUGGAAAUGAUGUAGACCAAAAUGUUGCCGAGGAGAACAAUAAUGAAGAAGGAGAAACCGCCAAUAAUGCAGAACAGCCUGAGGAAGGCGAUGUCGAAACUGGUGCUGAAGGUAGUAACGAUGGUGCUGGGGAUGCUGCUGGAAGUAUUGAAGAAUCAGCCGGUCAAAACAGCGAUUCUAAUGCACCACAAGGAGAAGAAAACGAAGAAGCCAACGCAGAAAACAUCGAAGAAGAAUCAGGCCAAGACAACAACGAAUCCAAGCAAACUGGAGAAAACGACGAUGACAACGAAGUUUCUAACAAUAGUGGAAACAAUGACGAUUCGGAAGAUGAACAGGAAUCUAAUGAAGAAAACAAAGACAGGAAUGAAAGGCUAGAAGAAUAUAGAGAAAGGAGAAGGGAAUUAUACCAAAGAAGGCGACUGGAUGCGUUGCAAGCAGCCCUCGAAAGAAGACAGAAAGAAUUAGCUGAACUUGAAAACAGAUAUGGGCCAGCUGUCGCUGGUUUGUGUGACCCUAGAGCAUGUAAAAUUGAAUGCAUGAAAAAUGGUAAUCAUGCUGGAUACUGCUUCCCUAGGACCACCUGCAAUUGUGUAUAGAUCCUGAUUGAAUAUAGAAAAUUGUAAUUAAAUAGACCUAAUUGUUGAAUAAAGAACCUGUCUGCUC